AUGGAAGUCGCUCUCACGUUCGGCAGUCUGGGCGAUAUCAUCGCCAUUUGCCAGGUUGCCGUCCAGCUGAGACGUGCCAUCGGUGUUGGAAGCGAGGUCGUUGGCGAGAGCGCCAAAGAAUACCAGGAUUUCCGUGAGGACCUGGAUACCUUUGUCUGCAUCCUGAUGCAGAUUGUGGCGACGUACCAGCAGCACGAAUUUUCGUCCUCUUCUAGUUCUUCGAUCACGUUAGUGUUGAAGGAGAAGUGCCUUGGCACUGUGACGGGAAAGCCUUACAUCCUGUCCUCCAGGGGCGGCCGGGAUAAUUCAGUCGAGGGAAGGAAUAACGGCAUUACCCACGCUUUCGUCGUCGAGUUUGCCAACAAGGAAGAUCGCGACUACUACACAUUCAAGGAGCCAGCGCACCUCGAGUUCAUUGCAAGCUUGGAUGGAAUCGCGUCCCAGGUUACGGUAAUAGACUUCUCAGACAACCAAUUUUAA
Molecule: messenger RNA, 480 nt
Organism: Fusarium falciforme
Lineage: Eukaryota; Fungi; Ascomycota; Sordariomycetes; Hypocreales; Nectriaceae
Product: Stress-response A/B barrel domain-containing protein
Exons: 4
Coding region: 1-480 (159 amino acids)
Source: RefSeq, a predicted model, not a curated record